GCUGAGACGUGGAGAAGGUGCUUCCGAUCAGCCUCUUCCUGCCCACUUUGCUUCCGGAUAACUUUUAAGCAUAAGCCAAAUUCUGCACCAGAAAAAGUGGAUUUUUCAGCCUCUCUCCAUUAAUCAGAACACAGGAAGUUGGCCAUCGGUUCAUCUCGCUCAGAAUUGUCUGCAAGGAGUGGCAGUGGUUCUCCAGGCUGGUGUCUUCCCCAGCCCUACUUGCAAAUACCAGGAGGCUUUUCAGACAGCAGGUUUUAGGUUUACCACAAGGCUUUACUUUCUGAAGUAAAAAGAAACAUCAAGAGAGAGAAGUGUUCAGAAAAGCCAAAUAUUAAUAUAAAAAUGGAGAAUACUUCUUCAAGCAUAGAAUCCGAGUACAUCAAGAACCUCCAACAUCAAAUUUACUUCCUUGAACUAGAAGCAAAUUAUCUUCGUGAACAGACUAAAAAAAGCACUGAUCUUCAACCUCUCCUUGCAUCUGAAGUGGAAUACAUGCUACGAAAGCUAUGGGAAUUACAGACUCAGUCUGAUGGUCUUCAACUGGAGUUAAAGAGAAAGCAAAACAAUCUGAACAUGUUGAAAAUAGAGUGGCAACAACUUGGUGACCAAAUCAGUGCAUUGGAUGAACAUUAUUCAAAAGAGAAGCAAGUUUUGCUAGAAGAAAUCAUAGAACUGAAGAGAAAGAAAGAACAACAAGAUAGGUAUAUCUCAACAAAAGAAGUAGAAAUAUUACAUUCUAAGCAAGAACUGGAACAGCAGCAAAUGAACCUGAAUAACACUGAAAAGGCUAUCCUUGUAUUACAAGCAAAGGUGAAGCAACAGUCAGAACAGCAGAAGGCAGUGGAGUUGCUGCUUUCUGAAAAAAGAAAGGAAUGUUUGAAAGUACAGUCUACAAUGCAUGAAAUGGGAGAUAAAAUCUUUAAGAAAACAGCAGCGAUACAAGAACAACUCACUCAUGAACUACGGAAUGAGAUAUCUUUCCUCCAUCAACAAAUGCGUGAAAGAGAGCUGUUGGCAGAACAGGAUCGUCUUUUAAGAGGGAAAAUGAUGGAUGAUUAUGAAGCCUUGACCAAGGAGAAUGCUAUACUGCAGACCAGGCUCUUGGAACUUAUCAAGCAAACCUGCAUCGAGAGAGCACUCAAGGCGGAGAGCUAUACAUCUCAUUCUGCUAGCAUUUCUGAGUUUCUGGCAGUGAAAGACCAUGAAGACCAUCUACAAAAAGAGAUCAAGAGGCACCAAGAACUCCUGGAGCAGGAAAAGAACACUUUCCAGGAUCUUGAGAAUAAGAUUAGCAUUUUGGAAAAAGGAAGCAAAUCUCUUGAUUUAAGUGUUGCAACAAUGAAAAGUCGAGUAGCUGAAAUCAGAGCUAUGCUGGACAAAGAGGAACAGGAUAAUAUUGAAUUAAAAAGAGACAAAACUUUGCUGAUUGAUCUCACAUCUAGUCUACAAAAGCAGCUUGCUGGGAAAGGAAGCAAUCUCCUGCAGGCAUCCAAUAAGAUGCUGCAGCUGGAUGAAGCAAUUUCAACAUUAAAAACAAGCCACAUGCUGUGUCAGUCUCUUCAAUCAGAAAAAUGGGAUGAAAUAUCCAAAAUGGCAAAUUCAAUGAAGAAACUCAAUAAGUCAAUGACAGAUAUUGUAGUUAAUAUGGGAAAGUAUUAAUCCAAGAGUGUGUAUGGGUUUUAAUUCCUUAGAAGCAGAGUGCCUUGAACAUUAAGGACCCGUUAACAUAUAUAUGAUUUUAUGGAAUAUGAAGAAUUAUUCCUAGAGUUUUGUGAACUGUUGAUUUCUUUUUAAUUAUUCUCCAAACCAAGUUUUACUUUACGCUGAAUUGGGAAACAGGAACUAAAUUGUUAUAUACACUUCAAUAUACUCUCUGUAACUCAAUUCAUACAAAUUCAGAAAUGACAUACUUCAUGGAUGGUAUCUGUCUCAGGAAAAGUUAAGAACAAUGGUUAAGUGAUCUUAUCCUUUUAAAUAUAUUUUACCUUUUAAAAUGAUAAAAUAUAUUUGAGCUGAUGUAUACUUUGAACCAAAAUACAGACUACAUGUGUUAUAAGUAAAUAUCCAUGCUUGGUGGUAAAAAAGAGAUUUCACACUUCCAUCAAAAUGUCAUACUCCAGUUAAGGUGAUAAAUGUAAUGUCUUUGUGACGGGAGGUGUCCUAAUACUUAAUUUGAAUUCUAUCUACAAUUAUAGAGAUUAUAGGAUGUAAUGUUACCAGUUAAUGGCUGCAAACAGCUUCUCCAUCAAUAAAUCUAUUACCAGGUUUGCUCUGAAA
Hemicordylus capensis (graceful crag lizard) is the source of this 2277-nucleotide messenger RNA. RefSeq names its product paramyosin-like. The record is from RefSeq and is a predicted model, not a curated record. The transcript is spliced from 12 exons. Bases 343 to 1659 code for a protein of 438 amino acids. NCBI's taxonomy places the organism in Eukaryota, Metazoa, Chordata, Lepidosauria, Squamata, Cordylidae.